Symbiodinium necroappetens is the source of this 681-nucleotide messenger RNA. Lineage: Eukaryota; Dinophyceae; Suessiales; Symbiodiniaceae. The record is from the annotation of a GenBank genome assembly.
CCUUGUGACCUCCUGAGCGGCAGGCGCCCGGGGAUAGUACGCGGCAAGAUGGACAGCGAUUCUGGCUGGAGAAAGGCGCUCUUCCUCGCAGGCGGGACUGUAGCAGCUGCGGGACUGUUAUGGUACUUAUUCCAUGAAGGCGAGGAGGAGGCUUCGGCCAGUUCGACAGAUGUGCUGUUUUACCGCGUCACCGACCCGAAGGGCGCUUCCAUCGGUAUUCGAGAGGAGCCUGACGUUAAGUCGACCCGGACAGGCAGGCAGCUGCUCCCCCACCAGGUCUUCCAGGUGUCCGAGGUGAGGGAGGAUGGCGAGCAGACAUACCUCCGCCUGGCGGAUGGCCGGGGGUGGGCCUUCACCCACAGCUCCAAAGAUGGGCGCCUGCUGUGCGAAAAGAUCAGCCAGGAAGAGGCCAUGCAAGAGUUGGAGCAGUCCCAACCUACCAGCAGAGAGAUGAUGGCGCAGAUGCAGUACUUAAUGGAGACCCAGCCCGAAUUGCGGGAGCAAAUCAUGGCCUCGCCAGAAGUGCAGCAGAUGAUGAUGAAUCCAGAGAUGCUCCAAUUCGCUGCUCAGCAAAACCCGAUGGCCGCAGAGGCACUGAAAGAGCAGCAACAAUUGCAUCAAGCACUGGGUGCAGAUCCGCAGGCUUUGGCGGAAGCACUCAGAGCAGCGCAAGCGAGAUGA